This is a messenger RNA of Lachancea thermotolerans CBS 6340, 1590 nucleotides long. It is a transcript of the gene RCM1, whose product is annotated as rRNA (cytosine-C5-)-methyltransferase RCM1. NCBI's taxonomy places the organism in Eukaryota, Fungi, Ascomycota, Saccharomycetes, Saccharomycetales, Saccharomycetaceae. Gene Ontology annotation, cellular component: nucleolus. The coding region runs from base 1 to 1590 and encodes 529 amino acids. The transcript has a single exon. Gene Ontology annotation, molecular function: methyltransferase activity. The record is from RefSeq and is a predicted model, not a curated record. Gene Ontology annotation, biological process: rRNA base methylation.
AUGGACGCUCAGGUGUUUCUGGUAACUACACAGUUCAUUAAAAAUUUCAUAGAUAAUAUGAAAUCAAAGCUCAUCGCCAAAAAGCAUCUACUAUUGAAAAAGCCCAACACUGCCGACAAACGACUUGACGUGCCUAUAAUGAACUUCUAUAGAGACGCUACUUGGGUGCUGGAAUAUGUUGAAAGUGCAGAAAAAGGUGGUCGGGUUGCAGGUUCUUUACAAACCCUAGUAUUGAACAGUUGUAAAAAAUAUCAGCUGAAAACCAACCCAAAGCACAUAUAUGCAGCAGUCUACUCAUGCUGGCGAUACAAUGAAUUUCUGGACAAACUGUUAAAGCGAUCCGGAAUUCUGAAGGAUAUCCCUAAGAAGAAAGGUAAGGAGGUUUUCAACCCAACAACUAUUAAACUGUUGGUACACGAUCUACUGUUUUCGAAGAACAAAAGAAUACAAAUGGGCAAGCAUCCUUUGAAGGAAUUUGUUUUGAAAUAUAAGGCAAGGCUCAGUAGCGAGCUAGUAAGACUGAAAAUCAAGCUUAAGGUGACUGAUUUGCAGCAACUACUAAAGGACGACAGAAACGAUAUGACGCCUGUGAGAUGGUUCAGAUUAAACCCCAUACGGUGCGGCGCAAAAUCAGAAGACAUACUGCAGGAAUUGUCUAAGAAGUUUCCCACGCGUGUUAACUCGUGGACUAAUAUAGCCCCAGGUUGCAUCUAUCACGACGAAUAUAUACCCGGCCUAUUUGGGGUACAUCCAGCAGACAAAAUAACUUCCCAUGAACUUUACAAGACGGGCAAAGUUAUAAUUCAAGAUCGUGCCUCCUGUUUCCCUGCCCAUAUACUUAAUGCCUCCUCAGAGGAUCUCAUCAUUGAUGCAUGUGCGGCUCCUGGCAACAAAACAACACACGUUGCCGCGCACAUUUUCCAAGAUCAAGCAGUCGAGUCUGUUCGUAUUCAUGCGUUUGAAAAAGACCCUGAGCGUGCGAAGACUUUGCGCACCAUGAUCAACACAGCUGGUUGCACCAAAGGUAUUGAAGUCCAUGUCGGAGAUUUUACACAACUGGCGAAACCUGGUAAAUUCCCAGACGUGACGGGCUUUAUUCUCGACCCUAGUUGUUCUGGAAGUGGCAUAUUUGGUCGUAAGAUGAUUGACGACCGUAAUAAAUCCAAAGCAGAUGGCGCCUCACCUGUCGAAGAAGAGGAAAAAGAAGAAGAACGCGAGGACAUUUCAGAUAAGGAUCUCAAGAAUAGGCUGGAGAAACUAGCUUCAUUCCAGUUUGAAAUAGUAAAGCAUGCAAUGUCCUUUCCUAGUGCCAAAAAGCUCGUUUACAGUACCUGCUCAGUCCAUGCUGAGGAGAAUGAACGUAUUGUCGUUGAUCUUCUGCUUGAUUCCAAAGUUAAGGAAUGGGGCUGGCGCGUAAGAAAGAGAGCUGGGGUGAUUCCCACAUGGUCCAGAAGAGGAUUUUAUAAGGAAUUCGAAGAAGUGUUUCGUGACGAAGACACUGCCAAAGAAUUAGCAGAAGCCUGUAUCAGAGUGGCACCCAAAGAAGACGGUGGGAUUGGGUUCUUCGCAGUUUGCUUCGAACGUGACUAA